GAUAUUAUAUUGUAGUCAUAAUCACCUCGAUCUUCACUACUUGAGUCUGUAUAUCGAUACUUUAAAAUCUAAUACAAUACGAUAUAUAAUGUCUUCUUCUCAAGUUGGGCAAGGAUCAUCAUCAGGUACAUGGACUGCCCAGCAAAAUAAGGCAUUUGAGAGGGCAUUGGCAGUGUACGACAAAGACACCCCAGACCGUUGGUCCAACGUUGCCAAAGCUGUCGGAGGCAAUAAAACUGCCGAAGAUGUGAAGCAACAUUAUGAAAUACUUGUCCAUGAUAUCACGUUUAUUGAGAGUGGCGGUGUACCUUUCCCCAACUACACCACCACUCGUCACCGCGGCACUAAGACCAAUUAAUUACCAAUAAGAAUGCAAAUCUUUGGAUCCAACAAAGCAAUGAGGGAAAGAAAGAUGCCACCUUAAUUAAGCUACGACUAUAUAUGGCACAACAAUUUUAUUGCAAGAAAGUAACCCUACUAUUAGCUACUAUUAAAAUAAUAAUAAUAAUCAGAAUAUUGCAUUUUCUUCUUGAAAAUUCAAGUGAAGUUUAUAUUAAUUUCUUUGUACGUCCAAGUUGAUUGUAUUAAUUUGCGUUAUUGUUAUGAAUUUCAUGUAUGUACUAUUUGAAGGAAGCAUUUGAAUUCCAUCUACUUUGUAAUAA
Molecule: messenger RNA, 662 nt
Organism: Solanum dulcamara
Lineage: Eukaryota; Viridiplantae; Streptophyta; Magnoliopsida; Solanales; Solanaceae
Product: protein RADIALIS-like 1
Exons: 2
Coding region: 89-358 (89 amino acids)
Molecular function (GO): DNA-binding transcription factor activity
Source: RefSeq, a predicted model, not a curated record